AAAUAAUACCAGGUAAGAUAGGGUGUCACAUCUGCUAAAGGCGGCUGCUGUUGAAAAGCAUACGGCGUGCGCCUCGAUUCCCAUUGGCUAACGACUCGUGGCUGCAGAUGCUACGUUACCCCCACCGCUUCUUCUACCGUAUACUUUUCUCACUGUCGCAGCCGAGUUUUGUUCAGUUGAAAACUCAUUCAGGUAGGGUUAGUGUUGUGUAUCUGCACAAAUUUUAGUUAUUUCUAGUCGUUCAAAUUUUCUUCCUAUGGAUAAAGGACUGUUUUCGACAUUUCGUGUGUGUUUUUGAAUAAAAACUUUUGUGUUUUGUGACUGAUGGGGAUACAAGAAAACAAAGCUUGCAACUGCAAAAGUGUUGAAACUAAGGGAGAAAAUAAAUUUUCACCGCUGAAAGGAAAAAUGAAGGUCCUAAAGAAAAUUAAAAGGCGCAUGGGAUUAGCCUCCCGUUCAUCAUCAAACGGUGGUACAAACAAUCUACCCCCUUUAUUAUUCCACAACGUCCACGGUGAAAAUAUUAGAAUUUCAAGGGAUGGUACUAUUGCAAGGCGCGUCGAAAGCUUUUGCAAAGGGAUAGCUUUCAGUUCGAGACCAGUUAAAGUUAAUGAGAAGGUUUGUAUCAAGUUCUUGGAGAUUUCCAAUAAUUGGUCGGGGGUGAUAAGAUUUGGUUUCACUUACAACGAUCCAACUAGCCUUCGAUAUGGUCUGCCGAAAUAUGCCUGCCCGGAUCUUACCAAUAAACCAGGAUAUUGGGCUAAAGCUCUUCCCGAACGUUUCUGUAGCCAAGGCACCAUACUUUUUUACUACGUAACUUCCACUGGUGACGUCCAUUUUGGUAUAAACGGGGAAGAAAAGGGGAUUUUCUUCAGUAGUGUCGAAACCAGAGGUCCCUUAUGGUGUUUAAUCGACGUAUACGGAAAUUCUACGGCAAUAGAAUUUGUUGAUGUUAGACAUCAAUUGAACAACUCAUCCAGAUAUAAUGCAACACCGAACUGCGAUAAUAGACAAGACGUCGCCGAUAGAAUAACGUAUCCAAUGCAGCAGAUGUCAAUUCAAUCUAACGAAGAAAUGACUUUACCAUUACUCCGAUACCAACCCGCGCAUUUCAACUACCAAGCGAUGCCGUUACAUAGAACUAGAGGUAGAAACGUUAAAUUCAUGACAAAUAACCGAAGCGUUGCUUUCAGAUCGGACACGGAAUUCUGCCAAGGUUAUGUAUUCACUUACAGACCUUUACAGAUUGGAGAAAGAAUAGUAGUACAAAUUUUAGGAACCGAACCGAUGUUCCAAGGUUGUUUGAGUAUAGGAUUGACUUCCUGUGAUCCAGCUCUACUUACCCAAACAGACCUUCCCGACGAUUCCAAUUUUUUAUUGGAUAGACCAGAAUAUUGGGUAUUGAGUAGAGAUUUCGCCAGAAAUUUAAACAAAGGAGACGAAAUUAGCUUUUCCGUAUCACUUAACGGAGAAGUACAAAUUUGUAAAAACCACGGAGCUCCUCUAGUUAUAAUGCACGUUGAUCAAUCUCUGAGAUUAUGGGCGUUCUUCGACAUAUACGGAUCCACCCAACGGAUCAGAGUUUUAAGUAGCACCACUCCGAUUUCGCCGACCAGAAAUCCAGAAAGAAGAAUCAUAACACCCACCAGCGAAUCCAUGAACAGUAUUAAUAGUCAAUCGGAAAUUCGUAGAAACACCGCUAUGCAAAAUUCAAAUUCGAGAUUAUGUUGUGUAGCACCCGCCGAUAUCCAAGUUCAACCUAGCGCUAAUGGCGGUACUGUUUUGUCGGUUAUUCUACCUCCCGCGCAUGCGAGUAUCAUCAGUACGGCUGCUCCGAUUCCAACGACUCAUCACCAACACCAUUCUUCUCAAAAUUCAGUCAAUAAUCAUCCUAGUCAACAUAAUUCAUAUCCUGGGCAUUCGACUCAAUCUGCAGUGUCUCCAAGUACGGUAAUGGCACCUAUUCCUACUUCAUCCAAUUUACCUACUGGAACUAUGAUGUCCACAUGUAGCAGUAAUUACGUAGAACCCAUCUCGGAUUCUAGUACAUAUUCGACUCCGUUGUCUUGGGUUGAACAAAAUGGUACCACGAUUGGUGCAGGAGUAGAAUGUACAAUUUGUUAUGAACACCCUAUAGACGCAGUGCUUUACAUGUGCGGGCACAUGUGCAUGUGUUAUGAAUGCGCUCUGCAACAGUGGCGUGGAAAAGGAGGUGGGCAUUGCCCCCUUUGUAGGGCGGUUAUUAGAGAUGUGAUUCGAACAUAUAAAUCGUAGGACAUAUUUUUAUAAGAUCAGAUUUUACUAAACAAAAAUGAUCGGUUGAAUGUUCUGUUUGUUUUUUAGUAUCAAUUUUUAUGUUUGAUUUCAAAUUCCUUUGAUCUUCUUCAUCAGAGUUGAUUUAUUUCUUAUUAAUUUAGUGAAAUCUGAUCAGUUGACCAAGGGUUAAAUUGUUACCUGUAGUUUGGACAUUGUUGAACAAUUUUUUUAGACGACUAUGUGUCUGAAGUGACUAGUGCUUCCAAAAAAAACAUAUUAGAGAACUUUACUGCCUAAAGCUCGUGUUGUAAAAAAGACUGAAUUUGUUGAAAAAUAUUUUUGUGUCCCAAACUAUAUUUUUUAUCUGUACUACUACAAAGUUGCUUGGAUAUUAGAAAACUUCAAAUUCCAUCGGAUAAAAACAUAUAUUUAUUUGAAUAAUAUACAGUGAGUUUACUAAACAUACAAAUUUAAAUAUAUAUCGUACCUGAUAAGUCUGCUGAAAGCGGAUAGAACAUGUAAAUAAUGAAAUUCAUAUAUUUUUUAAAAAAUUCUUAUUCAUAGAAAAUUGUCAGAUCAAAUUGUUACCAUUCACCACAAUGAUCGAUUCUACUGUAACUAUUUAUUCAAAUUAUCCCCACAAGUGAAAUCAAAGUUCCUUAAUUUGGUUAACAGUUAUAUUAUUUUGGGCCACCCAUUGUAUAUAUUUGCCAAAUGCUAACAUAACUUCUUUGUUCUAUCCUGAUACCAAUUUGACUACCAUAGUCAUCAAGUUUCUCUUAUUAUGCCGGUUAAAAUCAUAUCAGAUGUUUCCUUACACAUUGUUUUGUCUAAUCUGAUUGUUUCUAUUACUGUUGGAUAAUUCUUUAGAUAGUUUCUGAAUGCCAAAUUUUAUUCCAGAAUUUUUUUAUAAUGUGGAUACUCACAUUUUUCUGAGUAUUAUCUAAAGAAAGUCCAACAUAUGGUCAGAAUCAAGUAAAACAACAUUUUUUUGAUCAUAUUUUUAUCUGUAUUACAUAUUGGUAUAUCGACUGUAGUAAUGUCCAAUUUGGACAUCAAAACAAUAUGUAAAUGUUGUCAAUAUCACUGGAUAAAUUUACUGAGUAUUUUGGAAAGUAGUUGUAAUAUUAUUACUCAUAUUACAAAUAAUCUUUAUUUUGGCGUGGAUGAUUUUUCAUCAAUAUUCGAACAAGUUUGGUGCCACGUUUUUCUCAUACUAUGGGACCCAUCAACGUUCUGAUUUUUUUCUACUUAGAUCUAACCUUCAUAAACACCUCUCUAGAAUUUCAGCUCAAUGCUUCUAUUAUUUUGGCAUGUAAUUAUCUUUGGUAGCUAAUCAAAAAUUGGUAUAUAAAUUCCAUUAUUCUUCUAAAAAGUGUGAAGAAAUGUAUAGCAAGACAAAGUAUAAUUGCUCAUAUCAACUCCUUUUAUUUUCCAUAUUACAAAUGGCACAAUCUAUCUUUGAAACCAUUCAGUAAAUAUUCCUUUUGUGAUUCAUAGUAGCUUCUAUCCUUUAUAAAAAACUGGAAUAUUGGAUUAUUCAAAGUUUAUGGCUACAAACUUGUAACUAACGCAGAGUUUGAGCUUAUGGCAUCUAGUGGUAAGCUGCAUUAUUAUUAAAUAGGUUGCAUUGUAGUGGAAUGGUGGCGACAUAUGUUAAAAUGAAAUGUAGUAAAGUUCAAUCCGAUAUAUGUAGCAUGAAUAAUUUAUUUUGUUAUUUAUAUGAAAAAAUUUUCUUCAAUCCAUCCAUAUUAACAAGUUCCUAAAGAUAUCGCCUAGUUCAAAUUAUCUAAUUUUUGGUAAAAUUAUUUGUCGAAAUUUGGGUUUUAUAAAUAAUGUUCAAGCAACGUUGUCAAUAUUGUGAAAGUUACUUCGUUUUUCUGUCAAAUAUAACCAAAGAUGGACUAAUCUCGAGUUUAUGAGAUUGUCUGCGUUUGCGAUGGAAAAAUUAGUCAUUCUAUCGUGCUCCACAAAAAUCAGUGGAUAGUCAAUCUGUGACCACACAGUUUAAACUUAUUUAUUUAUUAUGUUUUAUCUUUUAGUUUGAAAAAAGUAUAUUAUUUACCAAAAAAACCUCCUUUAUUCUUUAUUUCACUCGUGUGUAUAUUCUCUGUGAUAAAGAAAAAAGGAUGUUAUAUUAAAAUUGAAAAAAAAGUUGUUACUGUUCGUGUACAUCCUAAUGUUUAUGAAAAAAAAAUUGACUACAUUCCUUUUAAACUUAAAUGGCCAGUUGUUAAAAUGAAAGUUGGCCCUUUGUCAAAAAUAUUUGGGGUUAAAAUCUAUUGUAUAUUAGAAUUUCUAGUCAUUUAAGAUUGUACUGAUUUAGUUCAACUUAGUUCAAUUAUUAUUAUAGUCCUUAAAUAAAGCGUUAUAUAUUAUAAAACUUAAAA
This is a messenger RNA of Diorhabda carinulata, 4646 nucleotides long. It is a transcript of the gene neur, whose product is annotated as protein neuralized. Gene Ontology annotation, molecular function: ubiquitin protein ligase activity. Bases 325 to 2274 code for a protein of 649 amino acids. The transcript has 4 exons. The record is from RefSeq and is a predicted model, not a curated record. Lineage: Eukaryota; Metazoa; Arthropoda; Insecta; Coleoptera; Chrysomelidae.